UUCUCUACUGGAGCUGACUUCUUCUCUACUGGAGCUGACUUCUUCUCUACUGGAGCUGACUUCUUCUCUACUGGAGCUGACUUCUUCUCUACUGGAGCUGACUUCUUCUCUACUGGAGCUGACUUCUUCUCUACUGGAGCUGACUUCUUCUCUACUGUAGCUGACUUCUUCUCUACUGGAGCUGACUUCUUCUCUACUGUAGCUGACUUCUUCUCUACUGGAGCUGACUUCUUUUCUACUGUAGCUGACUUCUUCUCUACUGGAGCUGACUUCUUUUCUACUGGAGCUGACUUCUUUUCUACUGUAGCUGACUUCUUCUCUACUGGAGCUGACUUCUUCUCUACUGCCUUCGACUUCCCCACUGCCUCUGACCUCAUUUCUACGGUAAUUGAGCUCUUUCCUUCUGCACUUGACUUCUCCUCUGCUGGAGCUGGCAAGCCUUUAUUUGUCCAUGAGACCUAA
Molecule: messenger RNA, 462 nt
Organism: Guillardia theta CCMP2712
Lineage: Eukaryota; Cryptophyceae; Pyrenomonadales; Geminigeraceae
Exons: 1
Source: RefSeq, a predicted model, not a curated record